AUGCUCCUCGCGCGUUUGUCUUGCGUGCCUCUGGAAAAGGUCUCCAGGCCCGCCGUAGUCAGAAUAGCAGGAAGGCCAUCUCUCUAUCGGACAGACUCUGGUGUGAUACUGUCAACAACGGACAGCGGUGUGUUUCGUCGUUGUUGGCCAUGGAAACGGUUAAAAAAUCUUGGAGAGCAAGGCUUUGAUGCUACUUAUUUCUUUGCCCAAGAGUUGGGAGACUUUGGUUAUGACGGCGAAAAGAGUAUUUGGGUGAUUGAUUCUGAUGCUUCUUUUUAUGUGACUUCUCGAGUUGAUUUCUUCACUACCUACACCAAAAAAGAUUAUGGUUAUAAAUUGUGGGAUCCAAUUGACGAGAAAGUUAUUCGAAGGCGUAAUGUUGUGUUUCUUGAAGACCAAACAAUUGAAGACUUUGGCAAAAGUGAUAAACUGGAGGAAAAAACUAGUGAUCUCAUUGACAUGGAUCCAUCUCCUUUAUCUUCGGUGGAUAAUGAAAAUAUGAGAGAUGUGCAGCCAUCUAUUGAAGAUGUAGAGGACGAUGCUACUCCAAAUGAAAAAAAUAUUAAUGUGUCACUAAAUAAAAUCCACCAAAUUCUCAAGUAUUUCCAACAAUUUCAAACCCCAUUCCACACCAAAACUUUCAAUCAAUCUCGAGCUGUUGCUCUCAAUCGCGAACCUCCUGUGGGGUUCGAACCCACUGGUUUUUCUGAAGCACACCACCUGUUCGAUGAAAUUUCCCCAAGAAUCCUUUCUGACAAUAACCAAUUGCUCUUCGAGUACUCCCGCAACAAUCUCAACGUCGAGGCUCUGAAUCUCUUUGUGGGUACUCAUCGUUCGGGUUUGCGGAUUGAUGGGUCUAGCCUUUCUUGUAUUUUGAAGGUUUGUGGAUGCCUAUUUGAUCAGAUUGUUGGUAAACAAGUACAUUGUCAUUGUUUUAAAUCUGGGUUUGUAGAGGAUGUUAGUGUUGGUACUUCUCUUGUUGAUAUGUAUAUGAAAACUGAGAAUGUUGUUGAUGGGAAGAAAUUUUUUUAUGAAAUGCCGGAGAAAAAUGUGGUGUCUUGGACUUCAUUGCUUGCGGGUUAUUCGCGGAAUGGGUUGGUUGAUCAGGCAAUAAAAAUAUUUUCCCAGAUGCAAGCAGAGGGAAUCAAGCCUAACCCGCUUACCUUUGCGACUGUUUUUCAAGCUUUGGCUGAUGAUGAUGCAAUGGACAAGGGCAUUCAAGUACAUAGUAUGGUUAUUAAAAAUGGUUUCGAAUCGGCUACAUUUGUGGGUAAUUCUUUGAUUACUAUGUAUUCAAAGUCAGGGAUGGUCAGAGAUGCCAAAGCUCUGUUUGACAAUAUGUUGAAUAGGGAUGCAGUUUCCUGGAAUGGCAUGAUUGCUGGCUUUGUAACAAAUGGCCUUCAUCUAGAUGCUCUUAAACUGUUUUAUCAGAUGAGACUUGAAGGUGUAAAGCUAACACAAAUGAUUUUUGCUACAAUUAUCAAGUUAUGCGCUAGCCUUAAAGAAAUGGGUUUUGCAAGACAACUCCAUUGUCGGAUUCUUAAGGAUGGUUUUGUUUCCGAUCUCAAUAUUAAAACAGCAGUUAUGGUUACGUAUAGUAAGUGCAGUGAAAUGGAUGAUGCCUUCAGACUGUUUUGCACAAUGCAUGGGAUUUGUAAUGUGGUGUCAUGGACAGCCAUGAUUAGUGGGUACUUGCAGAACGGUGGAGUAGAGCAAGCAGUGAAUCUUUUCUGCCAAAUGAGGAGAAAGGGUGUUAGGCCAAAUCAUUUUACUUAUUCAACUGUCCUUACUGCUCACCCUGUUGCUUCUCUGUUCCAAGUACAUGCACAAGUGAUCAAAACCAAUUAUGAGAACUCACCUUCAGUAGGCACUGCACUUUUGGAUGCUUACAUUAAGAUAGGUAAUACCAGUGAAGCUGCACAAGUUUUUGGACUAAUAGAAGGGAAGGACAUUGUGGCAUGGUCUGCAAUGCUAGCAGGGUAUGCCCAAAUAGGGGACACCGAGGGAGCCAUUAAAAUUUUCCUCCAGUUAGCAACAGAGGGUGUUUGGCCAAAUGAGUUUACCUUCUCCAGUGUCAUCAAUGCAUGUGCUAGUCCUACUGCGGGAGUGGAGCAUGGAAAACAGAUUCAUGCAAGCUCAAUUAAAUCAGGAUAUAAUAAUGCUUUAUGUGUAAGUAGUGCUCUUGUUACCAUGUAUGCAAAGAGAGGGAACAUUGAGAGUGCAAAUGAAGUUUUUAAGCGGCAACAGGAGAGAGACUUAGUUUCAUGGAACUCGAUGGUCUCAGGAUAUGCACAACAUGGUUAUGGGAAAAAGGCUCUUAAAGUGUUUGAGGAAAUGAGAAUGCAAAACUUGGAAAUGGAUGAUAUAACAUUCAUCGGUGUGAUUUCUGCUUGCACUCAUGCAGGACUAGUUGAUGAAGGUCAAAGAUACUUCAACAUGAUGAUCAAGGAUCUUCUCAUUAAUCCUACCAUGGAGCACUAUUCUUGCAUGGUCGAUCUCUAUAGUCGAGCUGGAAUGCUUGAAAAAGCCAUGGAACUCAUAAAUAAUAUGCCAUUCCCUGCAGGUGCAACUAUUUGGCGUAGCAUUUUGGCAGCUUGCCGUGUUCACUUAAAUUUAGAUUUAGGGAAACUUGCAGCAGAAAAGCUUAUUUUACUUCAGCCACAAGACUCAGCUGCAUAUGUCCUGCUAUCAAAUAUGUAUGCAGCAGCAGGAAACUGGCAAGCAAGAGCCCAAGUGAGAAAGUUAAUGGACAAGAGGAAAGUGAAAAAAGAAGCUGGGUACAGUUGGAUUGAGGUGAGGAACAAGACCUAUUCAUUCUUGGCCAGUGAUCAUUCACAUCCCUUAUCAGACCGUAUUUAUUUAGAACUUGAAGAGUUAAGUGUCAGAUUGAAGGAUGCAGGAUAUCUUCCAGAUACAAAUUAUGUGCUACAUGAUGUUGAAGAUGAACACAAAGAAGCUAUACUUUCUCAGCAUAGUGAGAGGCUGGCCAUUGCUUUUGGAUUAAUUGCCACACCCUCUGGUACUCCAAUCCAGAUUGUGAAGAAUCUCCGAGUUUGUGGUGACUGUCACACUGUGAUCAAGUUAAUAUCAAAGAUUGAGGGGAGAGAGAUUACUGUUCGAGAUUCAAACCGGUUUCAUCACUUUAAAGAAGGUUUAUGCUCUUGUGGUGAUUAUUGGUGACUCUUGAAUGGACCAGUGAAGAAUGGCUUUAACAGAAACUUAUUAUGCAAAGGAUUCACAUGGCUUCAUGAGCUGAAAAAUCUUUUUGUAUGGCAGAGGAGAACAUUGCCAGGAACAACAUAUUAGAGUUCAAAUUUGUGGAUGACCCAACUUCAUGUCAGAAUGAAGGACCACUAAGCAACCGCCUAAGCAUAUGGAUUUGCUUCUUGUUGCUGCAGUAUGUCGUCGACACAUCAAAGAAGAAGAUACAUAGAACCUUUGGAAUUGGGGAAGAUGGAUUAAUCAGAGAGGAGUCGUUUUAGAAAUGUCAUGCCAACAGAAGAUUGGCAUUUCAUGAAUUGUGAGAUGAAUCUUCUGAUGGCCCACCAAAAACAAUGGGCCUUAUGAAGUCUGGAUUCAUUUCUCUCCAUGUUGUUGUUGACAAAUUGGCCAGAGAGGUUCAGGGUUUUCAAUACUCAUCUCUUUCAAGGCUUGACCAUGUGCUUGAACGUCUAUCCUCAUUGGCAGACACAUUAAUUGCAAUAGCUUGCAAUUAAUUGAGAAAAGGAGAGGAAACUGGACUGAAAAUGGCACUGGCUUGGCUUAGGACAGGACACCAGGAGGAUUCGAACAGAAGGAGAAUCUGGCCUCAUCUGAAAGACACCAUAAAUCUAUAAUGAGUGGACACAUUAGUUCAUCGUGUCUUAAACCGUUAUACUAGUCACACGAUUAUUGAAUAGAAACAUGGUAGUGGGCAGGUAAGUGCUUAUAUAUUAGAAAUGUCAUCAAUCUAGAGAAAAAAAAUUGUUUAAUAAGGUGUACAAAAUUUGAAUAUAUUGUAUUGAUUUAAACUUGGUGUAGGGUUAUUCCGAGAUAAAUCUUGAUGGGAUGUGGGUUAUAUUCACAAUCGGGCCGGAACGAGGAAAUUUGUUCGGGAGGGGCCAAUGUAUAUGCAUAAAAAAUAUUGAAUUAGUUUUGAUAUAUUACUAAUUGAAUAAAAUUUCUUAUA
Molecule: messenger RNA, 4168 nt
Organism: Camellia sinensis
Lineage: Eukaryota; Viridiplantae; Streptophyta; Magnoliopsida; Ericales; Theaceae
Source: RefSeq, a predicted model, not a curated record